GUGCUCGCUCGCCAAAAAUGCCAUGCAUUCGCCUACUAGUACGGGAAAGAAAUGUGCUGCGUUACAAUGACGCAAUCUCUGCGCAUGUCCGACCUCCUUAGCCCGGCCCGGCCUAGCUACUAUAACUAGCGCCCCUAUGCCUGGUGAUAAAGCUGUAGGCGGGCACACGAUCGAUGCAGUUCAAGGUUCAUUCGGGCAAUCACGCGCAUGCGCAGUGAGGUUUCGUGUCUGCCGCUCGCUAGCUGUGCGUGUGUUUCAACAGAUCGAGGCAAGUGAAGUGGGUACACGAGAUUGCUAAUGGAGAAUCCGAGCCUUUCACCAUCUGUCCGGUGGGUGCUGCUGUCUCUACCGAAUGAACUACUGGAGCAGAUCCUUCUCUCUCCCUCACUUUGCGUGCCUGAUCUCUGCCGUGUACGGCGAGUGUGUUGGCAUCUCAGGAACGUAGUGGACCGCCUAUGGACCGAGGUGGCCAUGUCCAGAUGGAGAGGGUGGGGCUCAAUCUCAGGCUCCACCCACUGGGAGUGGUACAGUCUGUGCUGCCAGAGGUACCAGUGUGAAUGCCAACUCACUUCUGUAUUUGACCGCCUCAGUCACCGCUGCUACAAGCUGUAUUUUACAGAUGAAGAUGAGCUGGAAAUCUUUUCCACCGUCUUGCAGAAGAAAGCGUUCUCCCCUGAUGUUCUACUGUGUGUCUUGUCGGAUGUACUACAGACUCCACCAGAUGCAGCAAACCUGACACAACAGUUUUAUGCACUGCAUGGUAAGGAGUACCUUAUUCGCCAGCAGCUCAUUUCAGAAUGGAGAGAGCUUUUACAAUUACCUGACCAGGAGCAAACACUGGAGAAAGGUGCGAUUCUGAUUGCUCAGUGGAUGAGACCUUGCCACUGCCCUGGAUCCUCUGACAUUGCCCUGCAACUGGACUCUAUUGCUGAGAUGGUGGCCGUGCACCUGGUGGGUGGUGCCACACAUGAGGAGGGGGAGGUGAGAGACACAAAGAGGGUCAGACGGAGUGCCCUAGCCAGGGUGAAGGAGGAGGGUUGUCACUCAGUGGACGAAAGACUGGCCGCUAUCAAUUCAGUGAUGUAUGAUCAGCUCGGAUAUAAGGGAGCAGGCGAGGCCUACUAUGAAUUGGACAACUCUUUCAUUGACCGAGUGUUGGAGAGGAGAACGGGUAUUCCCAUCACACUGUGUGUGAUAUACGAGGCCGUUGCCAGAAGGUUGGGAGUCCAUCUUCAUCCCGUGAACUUUCCUCAACAUUUUGUCCUUCAAAUUACACGUGGAAAGAAUGGGCCAAGACCACAUCCUGAUCACUGUGUAAUUGAUGCAUACUUUCGAGGCCAACGACUAACCCUUAAUGAACUUAACUCUCGCACAUUUGGUAGAGCAGGUGUCCCUAGAGUCACCGUACCAGCACAACCUGUGGACGUGUUUGCACGGUUCCUGAACAACAUCUCCCUCCUCGUGAACAGAAUGAACAUUGAGCGAGUCAUUCACGCAGCUUCUGGACAAUGGUUGCCCAUUCCUCUGCUCUCAUAUCUCUAUCUCCGAACUUCACUUAUGCGUCUCGAGAACAAUUCAUUCAUUGCCGUACACCAGAGGCAACAUGAUAUUUCCACAUGCAUCGAACUGCAGUACAACCCUAGACAGGUGUUGAGUGUUGUGGAACCAGCAACUCCCUGUACUAGUCCCCAGGAGGUCUUGUACCCUGUAAUAUUUCCCAUAAAACUAAGGGGAAUGGUGGCAGUGAGGGAGGCCAGGAUGGGAAAAGCCCCAGAGCAGAAGAGACAUUCCAUUACCACCAACGUCAAGUUCAGCGUAGGAAUGGUCAUGAAGCAUAAAAGGUAUAAUUACCGAUGUGUCAUCUAUGGAUGGGAUGAGAAGUGCGUGCAGAGUGAGGACUGGAUAGCCCAGAUGAGGGUAGACCAACACCCUCCCGGCAGACACCAGCCAUUCUACAAUGUCCUGGCUCACGACGGAAGCAACAGAUAUGCAGCUCAAGGUUAACCAGUAAAUGGCAGGCCAGUUUAACAUGAUAGCACAUACAAGCACCAAUGAGGCCGUGAUACAAAGAUGGAGCAAACAAGUCAACUAUACCCAGGACAAUUCUAAAAGAAGAGCUGCCAGGAUUAGAACCCACGACACUCUGCUGUCAAUCUUACCCACUGAGCAAUGGCAAACCUCACUAUGGUACAGUAAAUUCUCACUUAAAACGAAUGUGGCAGUAUAUAAGGGCUAAAUUUAGACAUUUUACUAAAGAUAGAACAAAACAGUAGGGCACAGUGAAAGAAUUCAAUUAAGUUCCGUUUUUAGUAACUAAAUUUAGCCCUUAGACCUAGAUCCUCACGGCACGACAAAGCAACAUGUUUAUUAUUGUGAACCUAGCCUUAUGUCCGCAUACACCAGUUUUAUCCCUUGCAAUUUGCCAGUAUUCUUUUAAGUGCAACUCAAAACCAGGUGAGAGGUUCAAUUUUACGCUGCUAUGUAUAUACUCGCAUGCUCGUAAUAUUUUUAUAGUGAGCCUAAUGGAGUGUCCAUCAGAUGAGAUGGGACCUAUCCCCCACUGGGAAGUUGGAAAGUAUUUCACUCGAUUCACUGGCAAGAAUUACAUUCCAAAUGCACCUCUCAAGGAAGUAUACCCUGAUGAUCCCUGAACAACAAGUUUUUGGUGACCAAAUGCAGAUGAGGCUCAUAGCUAAUUGGCGAGCGAAGCAAGCCCACAUAGGUGUCUGAAUGCAGAAUGUAACGACCAACGGACCAACAUACUGUAAUCUUUACGUGAUUCUAUAUACAUGCUAAACAUGCACAAACAUAUUGAAAUGCUCGCACUGUGUUGUACAUGAUUCUAAAUACGCG
This is a messenger RNA of Geodia barretti, 2853 nucleotides long. NCBI's taxonomy places the organism in Eukaryota, Metazoa, Porifera, Demospongiae, Tetractinellida, Geodiidae. The record is from the annotation of a GenBank genome assembly.